AUGAGCUUCAAGAUCAUCCUCCAUCGAAGGGUUCUGCUUCCAAGACUUCGCAAGCUUUCUGUAAAGUUCAAGCUUCCAAAUAACACCACCAUGGAAUCUGGUGGAGAAGGAGAAGGAGGAGGAGGAGAAGGCAGCGGCAGCUCUGGCAAACGUGAAAAACAUGUCUGUGAGUUUUGUGGCAAGAAGUUUUCUUCUGGGCAGGCAUUGGGUGGGCAUAAAAAGCAUCAUCUCAGGAUCAUGAGGAAUAAUAGUAAAAGAACCCAAGAAGAAGAAGAAUCUAAUAUAAAGAUCAAGAAAGAAGAACAUGGCGGCUCCAAGCGGUGUAGUACCAGCAAAGCAGGUGAUGUGGAGAUUGAUAGUGAUGGAAAACCAAUUUGUUAUUCUGUUCAAGGCUCUCCAAGGAAUCAAAUCAAUUCAGCUGCGGAAAUUGAGGCAGCUGAUGCUCUGUUGAUGUUAUCUCUCGCACCAAGACAUGGACCCAAGACUAGUGGGUAUGCAACUACAUCGUCGGAAAAGGCCAUAAGGACCGAAAUUGAGUCCGGGUCUAUUUCUGAUCACAAUUCUAAAGAAGAUGAAGACAUUAUAAAAGAAACUACUGCGAAGAAGGGAAAGGAAAUGAACUAUAUAAGCAACUUGACAAAUUCAGAAAUUGAGGCAGCUCGUAAUCUGUUGUUGUUAUCUCGCGCAGGAACAUAUGGACACGGACAUGGACAUGAACCUGAGACUAGUGGGUAUGCAACUACAUCGUCGGGAAAGUCCAUAAGGACUGAAAUUGGAUCCGGGUCUGGUUCUGGGAUUGGGCCUGAUCACGGGUCUAAAGAAGAUGAAGACAUUACAAAAGAAACUUGUGGAUUGAUUACUACGAAGAAGGGAAAGAAAAUGAACUAUAUAAGCAAGUUAAGAAAUGCAGAAAGAAAGCCUUGUGAAUCCAAAUGUAGCAACUGUGGUAAAUCUUUCCGAAGUAGAUCACCAUGUCGUUGCAAGAAUAACAGCAAAGUCCAGGUGGCAGAAUCUGCAUUGCCAGAUGAUGAUGCCAUUACUGCCAAAGAAAUUCCUGCCUCGAAACCUGAUAAAGAAGCAGGAAAGACUGGAGACAAUGACUCAUACCACCCUGUAGCAUCAACGGAAACUUCCUUUCGAUGUGAUAUUUGUAACAAAACAUUCUCUACAGCUCAGGGACUCGGUUGCCACAAAAGAAUCCAUCGGAAAGCACCAGCUAGACCUCUAUUAAAUGAAGCAGCUUUAGCACAAGCAAGUAAUAAGGUUGGCUCUAAAACAGCUUCAUCGGGAGAAGCAGAAGCUAAUCAGGCAGGUCAUGGGAUAUUCGACAUUGAUCUAAACAAGCGUUACUUGAUGCAGGAAGGAGAAGAAGAUAACACUGCUCUAAACAAGCGUUACUUGAGGCAGGAAGGAGAAGAAGAUAACAUUGAUCUAAACAAGCCUUACUUGAUGAAGGAAGGAGAAGAAGAUUGGUGAAAAGAUAUAGAUGGGUUAAAAGCUUAUGGAGGCAAGAAUGGAUACAUCUGAAAAUCAAGAAUUACAUAUUACUUCAUGUCUUUUCCCAUUCAGCUUAAUUGGUUCAUAAACCAAGUCAUUUUAAUCUGCUUAAUUUUUCUGCAUUCAGCUAUGGGCUAUUUGAUUGAUGUUAUAGGCCCCUAGAAAAGUUUUUUUCAGAUUUAUGUUCUUUGUAGAAUUUAAAAUUUUAUUAGAUAGGAAUUAAUUAAUAUUGAGUGGCUUUCGGAAA
Messenger RNA from Manihot esculenta (cassava), 1744 nucleotides. RefSeq lists its product as uncharacterized. Gene Ontology annotation, biological process: regulation of DNA-templated transcription. The coding region runs from base 1 to 1476 and encodes 491 amino acids. The record is from RefSeq and is a predicted model, not a curated record. The transcript has 2 exons. NCBI's taxonomy places the organism in Eukaryota, Viridiplantae, Streptophyta, Magnoliopsida, Malpighiales, Euphorbiaceae.